Messenger RNA from Notechis scutatus (mainland tiger snake), 1142 nucleotides. Lineage: Eukaryota; Metazoa; Chordata; Lepidosauria; Squamata; Elapidae. The record is from RefSeq and is a predicted model, not a curated record.
AAAGGGACCAGUCCGUGGUGAACCUGAACCAGAUGUGGAUGCCAAAUUGCUGGGUCAGACAUCAGCAGCUCUUAAAUUUUCCUCUGCUUUUCCUUUUGGAAUGAAAUGGGAAAUUACAUCAAAGUUGAGAUUGCUCAGGAUGGAGAAAGUGAAACAGAAGGUGCUUGCAGGAUGGAGCCACAGGCCAGCUACAGCCACGUGCCUGUAAAAGGCAAGAAGCCAGGGGGAAGAUCCGAGCCACGAAAGCCGCAAGACGGAACAGAAAAGGAAUGUCAUGAGCAGGCCGUUCAUCGGAAGGGAUACCACAGGACUCCCCUUCCACAUUCCUUUCCUAGGGAGGGCAGUCACGGGGUCCCGAAAAUCCUCUCGGGCAAACCACCCUCCCUAAAGAGACCCCGCACCAGUCCGGAGCACAGCGUGGUGUGGAACCACUUCGAGUUGGAUUCCGAGGACCCCUGCUACGGCGUCUGCACCCACUGCAAGAGACGGAUCAGCCGAGGCAAGAAUUCGAAACGUUUUUCGACGUCGGGGCUGCUGAAACAUCUGCAGCGGCAUCACGCCAACUUUGUCCCGGCUGUCGAUACCGCGCCACAAACUGCGUUGCCGGCCAGCAGAAAGGCGAAGGGAUCUGUCCUGCCGCAGGGCUGGACGAAGCAGAAGUCGCCCGGGAAAAGGCAGGCGGGUCCAAAGCCAUCGGAAGCGCCCUGUGCUGUGGAUCAGACGGUGGCUCUGGAUGACCAGCCCUUCCGCCUGGUGGAAGAGGCAGGUUUCCAGCACCUCCUGAAGUUGCUCGCCCCCAACUAUAAAAUCCCAUCCUGUACCGCCUUCAGCAGACAGAUUGUGCCCUCCCUGCAUCAGGCCUGCAGGGGGGAGGCCUUGGGGAUGCUUCAAACCCCAGGACCCGCUGCCAGCGUGAACAUGAACUCCGAUGAAUGAAUAAGAGCCUGUUUUCUUCCUUCCUUUGAUCUUCCGUUGCUCCUGUGAGCAACUGUAGGGGGCCAUUGCUGGUCGGUGGUAGAGUAAAUGAUUUCGAUUCACUGAUUAAAUCCAUCACACCCCCAAAAUUGAAAUAAUAAUAGGCAAACGUGUCAGCCAAAUGUAGAAAAGCGAGGGAAAAUGUGAAAUAAACUAUGCCUUGUAUA